ACUUUUGUUCAUAAUUUCAAUAAUGGGUGAUGUUCAUGGAACAAGAACAACUCAAGAGUUGGUUCCCCAUUUCAAUUGGAUUGAAGACUCCGUGGGACAUUAUCUAUUAGUUCAUCUUCCUGGUUUCGAAAAGGAGGACGUGAUGGUUGGGGUUGCUUACCCAGGCUAUGUGACAAUCAGUGGAGAAAGAACAGCAAAUGAUGAGAAAUCCAUAUAUUUCGGGCAAGCUUUGAAAUUACCAGACAAUCUAGACAUGAAUAAGAUGGAUCAAUCUUUCGAGGACGAAACGCUGUGCCUCACUUUUCCCAAGAGAAUAGUAAGAGAUGAAAAAGACCACGACUCCAGUACCACUGCAGAAAAGCAUUCAGCAGAAGAAGUAAUCAAUAUAGGAGAAAAUCAAAGAGAAUAUGAAGGAGAUUGCCAUCCUCCUGUGAAUGAAGAACAAAGCAAGAUAAGUGAUAAUCAUGUUAUCGAUGCACAUGAUGGGAUGAGAAACGAGGAGGGAACAUUGGAGAGGGCUAUCAAAUUGCUUAACAACAAUAUGGCCGUAACGUUUGUUUUGGCAUUUUCUUUGGGGGUUCUUGUGUCUCGGUGGUUUGGAUCAAACAUGCAAUCUGGUUUGCAUAUCUGUUCAUAG
Molecule: messenger RNA, 637 nt
Organism: Hibiscus syriacus
Lineage: Eukaryota; Viridiplantae; Streptophyta; Magnoliopsida; Malvales; Malvaceae
Exons: 2
Coding region: 23-637 (204 amino acids)
Biological process (GO): protein folding; response to salt stress; response to heat
Source: RefSeq, a predicted model, not a curated record